Molecule: messenger RNA, 3230 nt
Organism: Saprolegnia parasitica CBS 223.65
Lineage: Eukaryota; Oomycota; Saprolegniomycetes; Saprolegniales; Saprolegniaceae
Exons: 12
Coding region: 48-3230 (1060 amino acids)
Biological process (GO): chloride transmembrane transport
Molecular function (GO): chloride channel activity
Source: RefSeq, a predicted model, not a curated record
AAGAUCGCGUAUGCACCAAUCAGCGCCAGUGACGCUUCGCGACCACCAUGGCCACCAUCGCGCUCGACAUUGGUCAGGCUCCGACGACGUACGGCAGCCACGGCGACGUCGUCGGGUCCGAGUAUUACUACGCGCUCGUGUUUCCCAACACGCCGCACGCGCUGGACGCCGGCGCCACCGACCGCAUCUCGUUUGCGGACGCCACCGACGUCAUCCGGCGCGUCACGUGCGGCUCGGACGCGGACAAGGACGCGGCGGUCGAGGAGUUCCGCGACGCGUGGGUCGUCAAGUUUCGCAGCCUCGCGCCCGCCGCCACGGAUCGCAUUCCGCGGCACUUUUUCAGAGAACUCAUGCGCAACAUUGUGCUGCAGCGCCUCGAAGCCGUGCCGGGCAUCACACUCGCGACGCAGAUCUCGGCCGACGACCAGAGCAUCUACUGUUUGGUGCGCUUGACGCGGGACGCGCUGGUGCACUUGGCCGGCGACGUGCAGCUCAACCUUCCCAUUUGGUCCGAGAUUGAUCCUGGCAGCCAGUAUUGGCUAGAGCACGGCCACGAGACGACCGAGUACGCGACGGAGGUGGCCGAGAAGGAGCUGCAUCGACUCUUUCUCGAAGGCCACGUGACCGCGGACGAGGCGCAGGUCUUUCCCGGCGAGUCGCCCGCGAUGGUCGCUCGGCGCAUCUCGGCGCUCAAACGCAUCGCCAACCCAAGUGUGCAGAAGCGGUUUCCGUCCACAGCACUCUUGUACUUUCCAUUCCAGGCCGACCCAGCCCUGCACUACCUCUUCCGGCACGUCGAGGGCACGUUGCCGUUCCGGUGGGUUGACAAGAUGCGCUUGACCAAGGCGGCACUCGACAAGGCGUUCAACUGCGAGAUGCUGCAGCAAGAGGGCUUCCUCACACACCACCUGUGUCUUCACAUGCCCACAUCUUGUGAGCACAGCGACGAUGUGAGCUUGGACCAGCUCUGUGCGCAGUGGGGCGCGCUCAGCUCGUACGUCUACCUCUACAAGCACAGCAUUUGCCGCUCGUGGCGCGUGCUCUUCUACCAGCCGAUUGAGCUCAUUCGCGACUACUUUGGCGAAGAGCUCGGCCUCUACUUCGCCUUUUUAUCGUUUUACGCCGAGAUGCUCGUUGUGCUCAUUGGCAUCAGCAUCGUCGACGCGCCCUUCUCGCUCGUCUUGCCGGACGCAGUGCUGGGCUACUACAACAUGGUCCUCGCGAGCGUCAACUGCCUCUACGCGUGCUUCAUGCUUCGAAAAUGGGACGUCCGGCAGCGCGCGCUCGCCGUGGCAUGGGGCAUGGACAACGUCCAAGCCGACGCCACCAUUCGCGCCGAGUAUACAGGUGUCGUUGGCAUCAGCCCCGUGACGAACGCACCAGAGCUCAUCGCCCGGCCGCAGCUGCAAGCGAUGCGCAAGCUCCAGGCGACGUGUCUUCUCUGUCUCGCAAUGGGGCUCAAUGGCCUCGCGAUCUACGCGGUGUUUGCCCUCCAGGCCCACUACGAGUCGAUCUACGACUCGGACGACUCGUUCACGGUCUACUCCAACAUUGUCAUCGCGUUGCUGAUCAAUUUGAGUCAAGUGCCGUUCCAGCCGAUUGUCGUGCGUCUCAACCAGUUUGAGAACCACCGCACGCACCACGCCUUUCACGUCGCCCUGACCGUCAAGUUCGCACUCUUUCAGACCAUCAACAACUUUGGCCCGAUCCUCUUCUCGACGUACCUCAAGCCGUACAUCUUUGGCUGCAACCUGUCGACGAUGCCGCACUUGGACGCUGCGGCGUGCGCCGACGAGACGGAGCACUUGCUCUUGAGCGUCCUCUUCUUCAACUUGGCGCUGUCGGUGCGCGAGAUCGCGACGCCGCUACUGCUCACCGUGCGCCACGCGUACAACGCCCGCCGGACGCGCAUCUACACACCGCUGGACACCGAGAUGGGGUCUCGCAGCCUCAACGACGAAUUGACCCUCGACGUUUACGACGGCGUCCUCUUUGACUAUGCACAGAUCUCUAUCACGUUUGGCUACAUCACGUGGUUUGGCGCACUCGCACCCCAGGCCGCGGUCAUUGCACUCGCCAUCACUCUUGUUCAAAUACGCGUGGACGCGUACAAGCUAUGCUACUUGAUGCAGCGCCCGAUGCCACUCCCCGCGUCUUCAAUCGGAGGCUGGAUGAUCUACUUUCGCAUGCUCACGCUUUCUGGCGUCGUCAUCAACGCCGGCAACGUCGUCAUCGUGCAAAUGCUGGCUUCCCAGGCCAACAUGACGUUCCGUAGCAUUCCCAUGAGUGCGUGGCUCGACCAGCUCUUCUCGCUGACGCUACUCAUGACGGCGCUCUACCUCGCGUCCGUGCUCGUCUCGCUCCACGACGCCUCGGAUCGAGAGGUGCUCCACACGAUCAAGAGCACCCUCAAGCGCCAAGCGUACCUCCAGGAAACGUACCUGUUCCAGCUCACGAGCAAAGACAAGGUCGACCAGGUCCUGCGACCGCCGGGGGACAUUUUUCUCAACGGCGUCUUUCGGUACAUUGUGAGCGGCGACAUCAAUGACGGCGAGCAAGUCGAGGAGCUUCGCGAAGAGCUCUGCGCGCUCGAAGCCAAGAUCCAAGCGUUUCCAAAGCUAGAGACAGAGCUGCUGGGCAUGCUGUACGUCGUCAUUGUCGGCGCCAACAUCCUGCCGAUUAUGGACCGCUCGACCAAGGCACUCGACGCGUUUCUGAAGGUCAAGCUUAAGCAAGGCGACAAACUCUUGCCUUCCAAGGCAAAGACCGUCGUCAAGAAGAAGCAGCGCAGUCCCGUCUGGAACGCGCCGUUCGAGUUUAAGAUCACGAGCAUGGAGACGCGGCUCGUCAUGGAAGUCUACGACUGGAACCUCGUCGGGAAGAGCAAGCUCGUUGGCGUCGCCUCUGUCCCCAUCACGCGCGCACUCACAAGCGCUGUCGACUUUAACGAGAUGGCUGUCGAGGGCAUCUGCGACAUGGUCGCCCUCAACGUACCCGUGGAGAUCGAGUCCAAGCUGCUGGCCACGAUGGCCAGCGAUAUCCCAAAGUUCGGCAAACCCGUGCUGCACAUAAGCCUCGGCGUGCGUCUGAACGAGCUGGGCUGCCAAGGGCUGCGACUGCACAACUACGUGGCGCGAACGCGAGAGAUUGUCAAGGCGAUGGACACGUAUCUGGUUUGGAAGCCGCGACGCCCGCGGCAGUCAACCAUCGACGACGACAACUCACGCUAG